AGUACACAAUAUUGUGAACUAUUUGCAUUAGAAAGCAAUUAAAUAUACUCCUGAUCGUUUUAGAUUAAAAAAGCUUUGGCAUUUUCUGGAGUUUUGCCAAAUUUAAAAUAUAUUUAAAUAUUUUAAACGUAUAUAUUAAAAUGCAACGUAAUAUUAGUUUGUUAACACCAAAGACAAAGACUAACGCAGUGGGUAUUUCCCACUCUAUUCCCAGUAUGAUAUGAAAGUGACGAUACAAGAACUAGGUCAUUUUGAAUUGAUUUUUAUGGUUUAAACGGAUGUUUAAGUAUACCACAAGGAAUACCAUAUUGAUAUCUCAUCAUUCUAUUUCGUUUUGUCAUCAGAUUGAGCCAAAAUAAAGUAUAAUUUCAAAACCUUCCUGAGGCUGUUGGAGCCAGUAUGCUUGGAAGAUGGAAAGAAGGAUAUGUGAAUUCCGACCAGAAAUUGUGCAGUGUAUCAAAACAGAGCGUGUACUGCAGCACCUUGUUCCUUCAUUUAUAACCCAAGGCGAGAGUAGAGUCAUUAAACGGCUAUACAAGAUAUCCACAGAAAGGGCAAACAACAAACUUCUUGAUAACUUAUUGCUGUCUACGUCGCAAGGAAAAUGGGUGGCGUUUAUCGACGCCCUGAGAAGAGAAGAGUACAUUUUUCUUGAGAAGCUUUUAAAUUGCGAGGAUACGUUGAACAAAACCAAUUACAGAAACUACAGAAGAAUAAUUGAAUUGUUUGCACCGACAUUAAAACAGCAAAUAGAACCAUCAGAACUGACAACAUUUCUUGUGGCCGACAGAGUCAUUUCUGACGUAGACCAAGAGGAGAUUAUAGCCGAACAGCAGAACCACGGUUGUAUAGCAGCCACGGUUGUUCUCCUUGAUCGUAUCAAAACCCAUCUCAACCCUGAUGAGUGGUAUCAACGUUUCUUGCUGGCAUUGUACAAAAACGGACAAAGCUCUCUCGUUAAGGAUGUCGACCCAGACUUUUACUGGAAACAUCAAACGGAAGAAACUAUAGAACGGACUGUACCUUGCGACAAAGGCUCCGUUAAUACAGAAAGGGCGGCUGGUGAAAUGCCAGAAGAUGCAGAAUCAAACAUUGCAAAGAGAAUCAUUGAUUACUGGUCGGAAAUUGUGGAAAUUGUGGAUAUAGAUGAUUUGAACCAGUAUUUAAACCCUGAUCUUCUUGAUGAAGUAGAUGGAACAAGAAUAAGGGGAAUAGAGCCAGAACAUACAGGAGAAGCAUUGAGUAAGCUGUUACACAAGGUUAUAGGAGGAAAAGUUUGUCGAACGUUUCUGUGUGUCCUAGUAAACGCAGGUUAUCCGUUUCUUGCCUCAUUUCUGAAAAGUGAUUCGGACAAUUCUUUAAAAACAUCAACUUAUUUGAGGAAUCUUAUUCAGAUAUUCUCUUCCCGUGUUCAAAACCAGUUGGAUGUAAACCAUGUUCUAAGCGAUUUGGUUGCGGAAAGUGUAAUAAGCCAAACAGACAAUGAGAAAAUUAAGUCUGUGCUUGAUUUAAGAGGAAACACAGCCGCUGCCAUGGAGCUCUUAGAUCGUAUUCACAAGCGCCUUGAGCCUUGCAGUUGGUAUAGCACGUUUCUUCAGAUAUUAGUGAGGAGAGGACAUGCACACAUUGUUAAAAUAAUCGAACCUGAUUAUUUGGAAAACCAAACAAACUUCAGAGAAGAAUUACGUAAAAUAGCAGAAAGCAACCUUCAGGAAGAUUUGGCAUUUUCUUUUGAUAGUCCAAGCGAUAAGACGUCUCUAGUUAAGGCCAUUAAAAAGCGUAUACACAAUUUGGAAUUGUCGAAAGAGGAAGCUUUGAUCUCGAUAGACAAAUGGUUUUUGAAAUUACAGGCAUCAUGUGAAGAAACAAAACGCGAAGUUUCAAGUUUAGCUAGCAGUGAACAUGAGAGUCUUCAAAGGGUGUUGAUAGACGUACAAGGUGUACCAAGUCAGGAUGACCAGUUUGGCACUUUUAGAGACAGAUGUUAUGAACAAAUUGGAACUUUGCCGAAAGCGAUUUUAUUUGAAAACAGCUCAGACUUAAUUCUUUUCGGAGGAUUUGGAACCGUAUCGCUAGUUGAAAAUCGAAUGCGUGAAAACGAACGUUUGCCAAUCAUUGACAACAGAAUAAGCAGAGAAAAGAAACUGUCGAAUGAAAUUUCUAGGCUUAAACUCAGUUAUUCUCCUUCCUCAUCUUCGUCCUUUUUGAAAGUCAAAGGCAAUCAGGUGCGAAAAACAGGAAUGGCAUUUCAUGAGGCCUCAUCAUCCAAAUCAAAUUCGAGCCAAGGCGUCUUCGGAAGGUUCCAGCUACUGAAAAGCAUAGAGUCAAACACGCUCUUAAGUUUGUCUUUUACGGACGCCGUGAUCGAUGCAAACGGCCAUAUAGUAGCGUUUUGUACUACAUUGUCUUCAUUCUUCAGAAUCGGCUUUGUUCAAAAUCAGUUGGUGUUCCGUGAUGUUAUACAGUAUGAGCAUAACUGUGAGCAGCUUUGCCUUCUUGACAAAAAUGUCAUUGGUGCAAUGACUUCGAAAAAUAAACCUUUGGUGACGAUAGGAGGUAGUUGCGUUGAAUUAGUUUUGAAAUGGGAAUGUGUUAGCCCAAAACAGACUAUAGCAGCUGCAAAGGACAAAAUGCUAGUUCUUUGCUCUGGUAAGCACAUUCACGUAUACAAACUAUCGGAAUUUAAGCAAGAUGAGGUGAAUCUUGGUGGUAUUCCUAUUUCCAAGGAUUGGAAUCCAUCUAGUGCAGUCCUGAAUACAGAAGAGUCGCAGAUAAUUGUCGCUGAGAAUGGUAUUUUCUGCUUUGACCUGUUAAAUGGGGUCAUGUUGUGGCAGUGGUCGGAAAAACGUCAACCCUUGAUGAACCACCGAAUCUUUAGAAAAAUCAGCUUUUUUGAUAAAUUCGUGGUUAUCGCUCAUUCAUCUACUAAGGGCAUUGGAUUUAGCCGGCUCGACAUUGAUGAAAAACACGUUGAAUUAUUGGCAGAAAACGUGUGCAACUUCAGAGCAAAUGUUUUCUUUGAAAAUUGCAAGAACGGCAAAUUAAAAGCGUACCUCAUUACCAAAGGUGAAAUCAAGAUAAUGUACCUAAAUCGCUCACAGACUGAUUUAGCAGACAAAUAUAAGUCGAUGCACACUGCAAAUGAAAAUACACAUUCGGACGACGGAUACGUACUAAUGCCUGUUUGCCUUGAUGGGUCGGAAUCAUCAGCAUAUAUAUUUCCUUAGUUUGAACUAUUAUUUUAUUUUACAACGAUAGUGGAGAAAUGAUUUAGUAUGGCCCGAUUGUACGUGAGGAUGCGAUCAUUUUGUCUGGUGGGGAAAACCGGUGUGCCCGGAGAAAACCUAUUUUCCAAGCUGGGUGCAUCUUACGAAAUUCACAUAUGCAAGUUCUUAAUUGGUUCCCAAGAUAAAAACCCUCGAUGUGCCUAUUAUGCGUGAGACUACUUAAGAGGCACAUAAAACACAAUGACGCAUUUAAAAAAAUGUAAAUUGAAUAUGAAAUGAUCAAUAAACUUAUUUAAAAAAAAAAUCUAUUCUAACAGACGGUUUUGUCGUAAUGAUAACACAAAUAUAUUGAAAAUGUAACAAUAACAUUCUUUUAAUUCAAUCAUGGAAAUCCAUGAGUAUUCACAAAAUUGCUUGCAAGACGAUUACGAUU
This is a messenger RNA of Mya arenaria, 3660 nucleotides long. RefSeq lists its product as uncharacterized. Bases 411 to 3227 code for a protein of 938 amino acids. Lineage: Eukaryota; Metazoa; Mollusca; Bivalvia; Myida; Myidae. The transcript is spliced from 9 exons. The record is from RefSeq and is a predicted model, not a curated record.